This is a messenger RNA of Morone saxatilis (striped sea-bass), 1878 nucleotides long. RefSeq lists its product as uncharacterized. Gene Ontology annotation, biological process: proteasome localization; nuclear protein quality control by the ubiquitin-proteasome system. The transcript has 6 exons. The record is from RefSeq and is a predicted model, not a curated record. NCBI's taxonomy places the organism in Eukaryota, Metazoa, Chordata, Actinopteri, Moronidae. The coding region runs from base 319 to 1110 and encodes 263 amino acids. Gene Ontology annotation, cellular component: nucleus.
ACUGGCGGUGGGGCAGAUAGGAGCUGUUAGUUUGCCCUUUUACCUCCACAAGUACGCGGGGGGGGGGACUUGAGUUUAGUUUUUUUGGUAGUGUAGUUCAAUUCAAGCAAGUUUAUCUUUGCGAGUAAACCCUCGUUGAGCUCGACAGCUGCACUGAAUUUGAAGGAGCCGCCGAGUUUAUCCGCUGAAAGCAAAGUUACUCCAGUGGAAGAGGGAUUGUCGUCGGCCCCCCGUGGGGUUUAAAGUUCAGCUAACAGUAGCGUCACUAGCUCCUAGCAGGUAGUUAGCGCAAUAUCGUAACCGAUAAGUUUGGUCAUUAUGGCAGCUGUGUGCCAGUCUCGACGUGCCUUGGUGGAAAUACCGGCUCCACAGCCCAAAAUUGCAGCUCGAAUGAGGAGGUCCUACCUAGAAAUCCUGAGUGCUCGUUUGGCUCCAUCUCCACUUCCAAGAGGGAGAAACACAGCUGCAAACACAAAGCGUGCGCCAUUGGACUUGUCCAUUGGUGGGGUGUGGAGCGGGGGCAUAGAGGAGCAGUGUGAGAAGAUGGACGAUCACCAUGCCCCUCUGUCCAAACAGCAGCUAGUACAGCUAAUCCGGUCCCUCAUCUUAGUCGAACAGAGCCAAGACCCCAGGACCCUGGCGUCGGACCUGAAGUACCUCCAGGACGACCUGCACCUAAAGAAGGCAAAUGUUUACCGGUCCAUACCCUACUCACGGUUUGGCUCCAACAGGGACGCUCACUGCUACAGAAAGGCAUAUCCCCAUCUGGUGGCGUUCAAAGUUUCGUGUCAGGAGUGGGGCCAAGUUCUUCUGAGGAACAAAGAGUGGGACGCGGUGUUGGAGCACACACUGAUGGCGUGGCGCUACACCAGCGAGUUGCCGCAGUGGGAUACGGCGAACCAUAACGCCCUCCGAGAACAGUGUUACAACAUCUUGGCAGCUCAGAGCCUGUCUGCUCUCCAGCACUACCGCCCUGAACCCAACAGAGGACGCGAGCUGCUCAGAAGGUUGAAGAUGGUUCAGUUGCAGAGCCAGUCAAUUGUGCCCUGUAUUCAGGAGUUGCAGAGGAUUAUGGGAUGUGCUGAUGACUCCUCCAUGGACACAAAAUAACAUGAGAAACACUGUCACCAGCUGGCUACACCACAGCGAGAAGUGAGCUUCAUGGAUGAGCUUCAAUGAUUUAUGUGUGGUGCACGGCCAAAAACAUUUAACAUGGUAGUGUUUAUUUGGAAAACCCACUACAGUGUUCCUCCAAAGGGCAGGGUAGCAGCUGAAAAUGGAAUAAAUGCCAGAUAAUGCAGCUUUCAUGAGAUAAUGAAAACCACUUUCUAAAUGGUUGAAAAUGCAAUAAAACCUCUUAUUUAAUGACAUUGCAUUUUUGCAUCAACUGGAAAGUAUCGUUGCGAGGAGUGUAACAUUUGUUGCCUGGCACAACUCGUAAUAUAUUCAUUAUUGGUUAAUGUAAAGUUCGUACGUUAACAGCUUUUUAUACAUUUCUAUCCAAGAGGAACAUUCGCAUUCUGAGAAAUUUUGUGUUUGGUUGGUGCUGACAGCAGUGAAAUUAAAACGUAUAUUUUUAGAACUUUGUCUAGAAUGGCUUUUGCAUUGACCAUUGAAAUGUUAAAAGUAAGAAAUGGCCUUUCUUGUUGCUUUAUAGGGGUGUGCGUGUGUAUGUAUGUAUGUGUGUGUAUGUAUGUGUAUAUAUAUGUCCAUGUUACUGUUCACAAUACUUGAAACUGUGGCCUUUGCCGUCUUUGACUAGUUAUGUUCUAUAUGUAUGUCUUUGUCACUGAUUGCACUGUUGCCGUUUGUCCUGAAAACUUGAAUUUUUGAUAAAAUAGAUCCCUAAUUUCAAUAAAGUUGUUACUUUGUACUGGC